AUGAAUUUCCAUGAGAAGAAGGAGAAUCAGGACACUGAUUUUAAAAUGAGUUCUCCAUCUGCUGGAUCAAGCUGUGAUCAACCCAUAAAGAAUCUGAGCUCUGCCUUUAGUGAUGCAUCAGUGACCUCUGACCCCAGGUGGAAGAGGCUGAGAUCAGAGUCUCCAGAACCCAGUGGUGUGUCUGUGAAGAGUAAUGCAUCUAUGAUGUAUCCCCCUGCACUGAGUGAAGCAACAGUGACCUCUGACCUCAGGAGGGAGAUAUGUGAUCUGAUCAGAUCUGUGCCGUCCUCUACAUCCCACUAUCAGACCCACAUCAGGCAAGAAAGAACUGAAGCAGUCCUGCAGACACACACACUGAAGACUGCAGACCUGCAGAGAGUCAAAGACCAACACAAAACCAGCAUAAAGAUCAAAUAUGAGAGAUUAUUUGAGGGAAACAAACUCCAAGAGAAUGAAACCCUCCUGAACAGGAUCUACACACAGCUCUACAUCAUAGAGGGAGAGAGUGAAGGAGAAUCUGUGAUUCAUCAGAGGAAAGUCUACAGCUUCAUCCAUCUGAGCAUUCAGGAGUUUCUUGCUGCUUUCUAUGUGUUUUACUACCACGUAUACAGCACUACAGAAGCAUGUUUUGAUUCACUGGAAAAUCUCCAUAAAAGAGUGGCUGAUAAGGCUGUAAUGAACAAAAAUGGACAGCUGGAUCUGUUCUUGCGGUUCCUGCUGGGCAUCUCACUGGAGUCCAAUCAGAGACUCUUACAGGAUCUACUCACACCUAGUGAGAACAGCUCAGAGAGCAUCAGGAAAACCACACAGUUCAUUAAAGAGAAGAUCAAAAAUGGACAUGGACUCUCCACCGAAAGAUCCAUCAAUCUGUUCCUCUGCCUGCUGGAAGUGAAGGAUCAGACUCUGUCCAGAGAGAUUCAGGAGUUUGUGAAAUCAGACAAACUCUCAGAGAAGAAACUCUCUGCUGCUCACUGCUCAACAAUCGCCUACAUUCUUCAGAUGUCAGAGGAGCCGCUGGAUGAGCUGGACCUCAAGAAAUACAACACAUCAGAUGAGGGGAGAAGAAGACUGGUAGCAGCUGUGAUCAACUGCACAAAAGCUCUACUUGCUGGCUGUAAUUUUACUGGUCAGUCUUGUGAGAGUGUGUCUUCAGCUCUACAAUCCUCAAACUCUGUUCUGAGAGAGCUGGACCUGAGUAACAAUGACCUGCAGGAUUCAGGAGAGAAGUUGCUCUCUGAUGGACUGAAGAGUCCAAACUGUCAGCUGCAGAUACUGAGGUUGUCUGGCUGUAUGUUGACAGAAGAAGGCUGUGGUUAUUUGUCUUCAGCUCUGAGUUCGAACCCCUCACACCUGAGAGAGCUGGAUCUGAGCUACAAUCACCCAGGACAAUCAGGAGGCCAGCUGCUCAACCACAAACUGCAGGAUCCAACCUAUAAACUGCAAAAAAAAAAUGUAUAUUUGGACCAUGGAGGACAUUUUAGGAUCACACCAGGUCUGCGAAAAUAUGCCUGUGAUAUCACACUGGAUCCAAACACAGUGCACACUCAACUCAUCCUUUCUGAAGGGAACAAAAAAAUAACAUGCGUGAAAGAGCAUCAGCCGUAUCCUGAUCAUUCAGAGAGAUUUGAGCGCUUUGAGCAGAUUCUGUGUAGAGAGAGUCUGACUGGACGCUGUUACUGGGAGGCUGAAUGGAGCGGCUCAGGUCAUGUAGCAGUGGCAUAUAAAGGAAUCAACAGGAAGGGAGGAAUUGAUUGUUGGUUUGGACUCAAUGAAAAGUCCUGGAAUAUUUACUGUUGUGAUACGAUUUACACUGUCUGGCACAAUAAUAAGAGCAGUGAUAUUCCUCGCUCUUCAUCCUCUCAUAGAGUAGGAGUGUAUCUGGACUGGUCGGCCGGCACGCUGUCCUUCUACAGCAUCUCUGACACACACACACUCACACACUUACACACAUUCAACACCACAUUCACUGAACCCCUCUAUGCUGGGUUUAAGGUUUAUCCUGAUUCUUCAGUGUUUCUAUGUCAGAUUUAACAACAUUCCUGUGAGGAACUGCAGAGACACAAGUGGAAGCCUAACUUAGAGCAAAUAAAGAAAGUUCAAAUUUCUUAUUUAUUUGGCUCUUGGCAUCCAUAUACAUAAUAUUUUCUAAAAAAAAACAAACACGCACACAAAAAAACAACCGCAUCAAAUAAUUUCUACAUAUAGUGCGCAAGUAACGGGAUAUUAAUAGUGGCCAAGUAAAAAUAGAACACUAGGCUUUGAAUUUAAAGAUGAAUUUGAAUUCAAAACUUUCUGAGCAGUUUCACUCCAAUGAAAACAGUGGCAUUCAGUGCAUCAA
Molecule: messenger RNA, 2338 nt
Organism: Sinocyclocheilus rhinocerous
Lineage: Eukaryota; Metazoa; Chordata; Actinopteri; Cypriniformes; Cyprinidae
Exons: 8
Coding region: 1-2031 (676 amino acids)
Molecular function (GO): protein binding
Source: RefSeq, a predicted model, not a curated record